AUGGACCGCCAGCAGCUACCGUUCCUCCGGUACCGCUCCUCCAGUACCGCUCCUCCAGUACCUCUCCUCCAGUACCUCUCCUCCAGUACCUCUCCUCCAGUACCGCUCCUUCAGUACCGCUCCUCCAGUACCGCUCCUCCAGAUGAUCAGUGUGAUGAUGAUCAGUGUGAUGAUGAUGAUCAGUGUGAUGAUGAUGAUCAGUGUGAUGAUGAUCAGUGUGAUGAUGAUGAUCAGUGUGAUGAUGAUGAUCAGUGUGAUGAUGAUCAGUGUGAUGAUGAUGAUCAGUGUGAUGAUGAUGAUCAGUGUGAUGAUGAUCAGUGUGAUGAUGAUGAUCAGUGUGAUGAUGAUGAUCAGUGUGAUGAUGAUCAGUGUGAUGAUGAUGAUCAGUGUGAUGAUGAUGAUCAGUGUGAUGAUGAUCAGUGUGAUGAUGAUGAUCAGUGUGAUGAUGAUGAUCAGUGUGAUGAUGAUCAGUGUGAUGAUGAUGAUCAGUGUGAUGAUGAUGAUCAGUGUGAUGAUGAUCAGUGUGAUGAUGAUGAUCAGUGUGAUGAUGAUGAUCAGUGUGAUGAUGAUCAGUGUGAUGAUGAUGAUCAGUGUGAUGAUGAUGAUCAGUGUGAUGAUGAUCAGUGUGAUGAUGAUGAUCAGUGUGAUGAUGAUGAUCAGUGUGAUGAUGAUCAGUGUGAUGAUGAUGAUCAGUGUGAUGAUGAUGAUCAGUGUGAUGAUGAUCAGUGUGAUGAUGAUGAUCAGUGUGAUGAU
Messenger RNA from Larimichthys crocea (large yellow croaker), 753 nucleotides. Its product is annotated as acidic repeat-containing protein-like. The annotation marks the transcript as partial. The transcript has 2 exons. Lineage: Eukaryota; Metazoa; Chordata; Actinopteri; Sciaenidae. The record is from RefSeq and is a predicted model, not a curated record.